Molecule: messenger RNA, 1069 nt
Organism: Hyaloscypha bicolor E
Lineage: Eukaryota; Fungi; Ascomycota; Leotiomycetes; Helotiales; Hyaloscyphaceae
Exons: 2
Coding region: 1-585 (194 amino acids)
Source: RefSeq, a predicted model, not a curated record
AUGAAGGUUUUGUUUCCUGUUAAUUUUCUUGUUUACCACAAGUAUGAGCAACACAAUAAUGCCCGACAAUCUGAAGCUCAUCCCUUGACCGAAUUUCACAAGUUUCCCCUCCCACUCAAGCUUCGACGACAGAUAUGGAAUUUAGCCUUCGCAAACGAGGACACUCCUGGUCGACACAUCCGAGUCAACGCCUUUCGACAUAUCCACGAGGGGAAGUCUGUUGCACCAUUCUACCGUUACUUGGAGCCCAAUGGAAUAGAGCGUGAGCCACUGCUUCAAAUCUCAGUCGACAGACUUUUUGCUGAAUAUUCACGGCCUCCACAUCUCAGACUUUCUGAGACCUGCCGAGACGCCUUUGCGGCGAGUCAUGAUCAUUACUUGAAGAUGGAAAGCGAAGAACCGAGUGCAUGGCGGAAGUAUUCAGAGUACUGUUGUAAGCUCAGCUUGUGGCCAGCGGAUCUGACAACGGCUACGAGUCGUUUGGUUAUCGUGUCCCAAACACCAGAAUCAACAGCCACUCUGAUCGACUUCGAAAGGGAUACCCUUUUCCUCGACAUUUUUACUCUUGCUCUGCACGGAGAAUGAAUUGGGGAGCACGGAUAGUGUUCGAGUUAUUCGACAGAUGGAAAAAGGAACAUGUUUCCAACAACUUGCGGUUCUUGGCCGUGCCUGUCCUAGCAUUUCAGGGGUCUCUGGAUGAGGACGAUGGGAAGACAAGCAGAGUUCUCUUCACAAGGUUCACGGGUUUGAAGGUCUUGGGAUUGAGUUUAGAACCAUACUGGUAUAUUCGCACGCACACUGGUGCUGGAUUCUUGCCUUGUGAGGUUGUGAGAGGCCACACGAAGAGUGACACCAAAGCUGGAAACAUUCGAAACGCAAUAUACUGCAUGGAGAACGCCAGCAGUAUGCUUGGAUGAAGGAAAAGUGGACAUGCGGUAUCCGAAGAAUGAAGAGUAUAAACUAUAUAGAUUGAGAGUGCACAGACUUUGAGUGAGAAUUUGCUUCUUACUUUCGACAGCCGUACUGUGAUUCGGGCUUCAAACUUCAGGCCUCAGACUCCUGAGUAGCC